Molecule: messenger RNA, 4614 nt
Organism: Salmo salar (Atlantic salmon)
Lineage: Eukaryota; Metazoa; Chordata; Actinopteri; Salmoniformes; Salmonidae
Product: serine/threonine-protein kinase TAO3
Biological process (GO): protein phosphorylation; regulation of cytoskeleton organization
Cellular component (GO): cytoplasm
Molecular function (GO): ATP binding; protein serine/threonine kinase activity
Source: RefSeq, a predicted model, not a curated record
AUUGUAGAGUUAAAUGACAAUGGUCUUGACAACACGACAUCAGUGCAAUGUAUUGAUCAUGAUCAAUAAUCAACGGGCAUGAUCUAAACAAUUGUGACACAUACAGUGAAUGUUGUUGUUUUUUUAAACCAUAACAUUUAUAGAGGCCAGAACUAAAGACAACUGCUGCUUGCCAGAUAAUCUCCGAAUUUAUUUCCGCCUGUCAAACUAGCUGUCAGCGACAAGGGGCCGUGCGGAGGAAAGGAGCGACUCCAGCCCUCAUUCAGGAAGUCCUGACCAAACUUCACAAAGUCAAGUUGUCUCUCCGAGUUGGACUAAAUGUUAUUGGAAACGUGGGAUUCAUCAAAAGGAACAAGAACAUCACUGGUUUUUCUCCAUCUGUCCCAGCCAUGAAGCAGCAGAGUGGACUAUAGACCCGCUCUGGGCCUAGAGAACAGUACAACUCCCUCACAUACUAAGGGAUGAGGGCCUUGUCGGGCGUCUGAUGUACAUCCUUCCCGUCCGACUUGUUGAAGAAAAAGUACUCCUGCAGUACGGGGUUGCUAUGGUGAAUGUGGGGCGCGUGGAUGAGGAGGAGGAGCUGCAGUGAGGUGGAACACCGCGGUAACCACGGUACCGUCUAGCACCCGCCCACCCACCAUGCCCUCGUCCACGCGGAAGGGAGUGCCGAAGGACCCCGAACAGGCCGACCUCUUCUUCAAAGAUGACCCAGAGGAAGUCUUUUGUGACCUCCACGAGAUCGGCCAUGGCAGCUUCGGGGCUGUCUACUUUGCCAGAAACUCCUACUCCAAAGAGGUGGUGGCCAUCAAGAAGAUGUCCUACAAUGGCAAACAGACCACCGAGAAAUGGCAGGACAUCAUCAAGGAGGUCAAGUUUUUGGAGCAGCUGCGCCACCCAAACACCAUUGAGUAUAAAGGCUGCUACUUGAAGGAUAACACUGCCUGGCUGGUGAUGGAGUACUGCCUAGGCUCCGCAUCAGAUUUACUAGAGGUUCAUAAGAAACCGCUCCAAGAGAUUGAAAUUGCUGCCAUAACCCAUGGUGCCUUGCAGGGACUGGCUUACCUACAUUCCCGUAAUAUGAUUCACAGAGAUGUAAAAGCUGGAAACAUCCUGCUAACAGAGCCAGGCCUGGUCAAACUGGCAGACUUCGGCUCUGCCUCUAUAGCUUCUCCUGCCAACUCCUUCGUAGGAACACCUUACUGGAUGGCCCCGGAAGUGAUCCUAGCCAUGGAUGAGGGUCAGUACGAAGGGAAGAUAGACAUCUGGUCCCUUGGAAUCACCUGCAUAGAACUGGCGGAGCGGAAACCUCCACUGUUCAACAUGAACGCUAUGAGUGCCUUAUAUCACAUUGCCCAGAACGACUCUCCCACGCUGCAGUCCAACGAGUGGUCGGACCCCUUCCGGAGCUUCGUUGACUGCUGCCUCCUCAAAAUUCCUCAGGACAGACCCUCGUCUGGGGAGCUGCUGAGACAUGACUUUGUACGUCUGGAGCGCCCCCCGCGGGUCCUCAUGGAUCUGAUCCAGAGGACCAAGGACGCGGUGAGGGAGCUGGACAACCUGCAGUACCGUAAAAUGAAGAAGAUCCUUUAUCAGGAAAAACACAUGGGGGAGAGCCAGGAGGAGGAGGAGGACUGUGAGCAGGCCAGCUGUAAGAUGAACAGCCUGGGCAGUAACCACUCCCUCCCCAGCACCUCAGUCAGUACAGGAAGCCAGAGCAGCAGCGUCAACAGCAUGCAGGAGGUCCUAGACGAGAGCUGCUCCGACAUGACCAUGAUGCACCACGACUACGACAGCAGCUUAGAGUCCUCCGCACAGUCCAAGAAGGACCACAGGUAUAACUGGGAUAAUGGUCUGAAACCUGACCUCAGGCCGGAGCUGAUGCCAUUAUCCUCUGACAUGAGCCAGGCACACAACUACCGCCACAACAACUUCUCCACCAUCAAAUCAGCAUCACUUGUAACAAAGCAGAUCCAUCAGCACGAGCAGGAGAAUGAGCUGCGGGAGCAGAUGUCAGGUUAUAAACGGAUGAGACGGCAGCACCAGAAGCAGCUGAUCGCUCUAGAGAACAAGCUGAAGGCAGAGAUGGACGAACACAGACUGAAGUUGCAGAAGGAGGUGGAGACUCAGGCCAACAAUGCCUAUAUAGAGCUAGAGAAACUGGCCAAGAGACACACCAUCCACUGUGAAAAAGAGAUGAAGACAAUGUCAUCAGAUGAGAAGAAGUUCCAGCAGCAGAUCGUUUCCCAGCAGAAGAAGGAGCUCACCACCUUCCUAGAUAAUCAGAAGAAGCAGUACAAGCUCUGCAAGGAGAAGAUGAAAGAGGAGAUGAAUGAAGACCACCACACCGCUAAGAAGGAGAAGCAGGAGCGCCUGUCCAAGCACAAGGAGAACCUGCAACACAGCCAGGCUGAGGAGGAGGCCCAGGUUCUGAGCCAACAGAGGGUCUUCUACGACAGGAACUGCAGAUGCUUGAAACGCAAAGUCAUGAUCAAGAGGCAUACGUUGGAACAGGAGCAGAUACGAGAGGAGCUGAACAAGAAGAAGACCCAGAAGGAGAUGGAGCAUGCCAUGCUGAUCAGACAUGACGAGUCCACCCAGGAGCUGGAGCAUCGUCAGCUGAAGACCCUUCAGAAGCUCCGCAUGGACCUGAUCCGCCUGCAGCACCAGACAGAACUGGAGAACCAGAUAGAAUACAACAACCGGCGCGAGAGAGAGCUCCGCCGCAAGCACGUUCUGGAGCUACGGCAGCAACCCAAGAACCUUAAGGCCAUGGAGCUGCAGAUUAAGAAACAGUUCCAGGACACGUGUAAGGUCCAGACGCGUCAGUACAAGGCCCUGAGACACCACCAAAUGGAGGUGACGCCCAAGAGCGAGCACAAGGUGGUCCUCAAGGCCCUGAAGGAGGAGCAGACCAGGAAGCUGGCCAUCCUGGCCGAGCAGUACGAACAGAGCAUCAACGAGAUGAUGGCAUCGCAGGCGCUGCGUCUGGACGAGGCCCAGGAAGCCGAGUGCCAGGCUCUGAGGCAGCAGCUGCAGCAGGAGAUGGAGCUGCUGAAUGCCUACCAGAGUAAGAUCAAGAUGCAGACGGAGGCCCAGCACGACAGAGAGCAGCAGAAGCUGGAGCACAAGGUGUCGCUUCGCAGAGCCCACCUCGAACAAAAGAUUGAAGAGGAGCUGGCUUCCCUUCAGAAGGAGCGUACAGAGAGGAUAAAGCACCUACUGGAGCGCCAGUCAAGAGAGAUUGACACGUUCGACAUGGAGAGUCUCCAUCUGGGCUUUGGUAACCUGGGGGCCCUGGACCCCCUCAAGGAUGACUACAGAUGACCAGCCCUGGUAACCUGGGGGCCCUGGAUCCCCCCCCCCAAGAAUGACUAGACCAGCCCUGGUAACCUGGACCCCCAAGACUACAGAUGACUAGACCAGCCCUGGUAACCUGGGGGCCUUGAACAAAUGACAAGACUAGACCAGCCCUGGUAACCUCCUUGUGACCUCUGUUUGUCGAUGUUCAUCCUCUGGUCUGACCCUCUUCCUCCUCAUCCCCCUGACCUGGUCUGGUUUGACCAGUUAGGGUCUUUAGUCAUACACGCGCACACACACCAGCCCAGUGCUAGUCUAAUGCCAACGGGGCCCCCAAUCUCCUGGUAUUUUUUCUUUUAACUAGGCAAGUCAGUAAAUUUGUCACAAGAUGACAAAAAAUGCUGGAUAACUUCCUAGGCUUGCUUUCUUUUAAAGAAUAACAAUACAAUGUCAGUGUUUCUGUUUCUUGUGCUGUGAUGGCACUUGUAGUGUGACUAAGCAGAAACCAGAGAGGGAGAAUAAGACAGAACGAGCAUGACGAUACAAGUGAAUAAUGUUGUUAAAGCUGUGCAAAAACUUCAAGCCCAAAAACAAACUGAUCCUUCUGCAGCCUUGUCGUCUUCUUGGCGCUGCUUCCAGUUCCUUCAACUCUUUUUUUAGAUUUAUAUUCAUCAGGACAUUUUUAUGUAAAAAAAUGUAAGCGAUUUCAUACGUUGAGAAAAUGUUUUAAGUCAUAAUGUACAUAUUGGUACGUGAAUCAUUUUGACUCUUUGAUUAUUAACUUGAUUUGGGAGGGAGACUUGCAAUGCACCCUGGUACUCCACUUUAUUAUACUGAUUCUCUGCACUGGCACGUAAUGUGAAUAUUACAUGGUUACGUCUGGAAUUUCACCGUUACCUAUGUAGUGCAGUACUUAUAGGGCACUACAUAGGGAAUAGGGGUGUGAUUUGAGACGGCGCCCAUGUGAAUCCCUACUCCCAGGUAGCACAAAGGGCUUUGUCGCAGGGGGAGGGACAUGUAUAAAACAAUUUAUGUAGAGCUUUUACUUAUUUUCAUAUGUUAAUGAUGGAUGAUUUCUCUCAUACUCCUCUUCGUUCAGUAAGUCGACUCGAUCGCUCAAUGCGUUUCUUUCGACAUUUGUCUGAAAUUCGUCAUUCUUUUUGCUUUAAAAGCUGCGGAGUAUUUUCUUAUAAACCAGAUCAGUAAAUAAAUGCUUUAUCAUUGCAUGCCCUUUCAUUUUGUUUUCCAGGAUUAAGAGAAAGCAUGAAUCUGUCAGGGCUUUUAAUUAUAUUUGUAAAUAAAGUGCUCAUCACACAA